AUGGGGACGGGGACGGGGAUAGGGGUGGUGGUGGCGGGGCGGCGGGUGCCGGUGCUGGUGCCCGUGCUGGUACUGGCGCUGGGCGCGGCGGUGCGCGGCGGCCCCGGGCCCGUCACCUGCGGCUCCGUGGUGAAGCUGCUCAACGUGCGGCACAACGUCCGCCUGCACUCGCACGACGUGCGCUACGGCUCCGGCAGCGGGCAGCAGUCGGUGACCGGGGUGUCGGCGGCGGAUGACGGGAACAGCUACUGGCGGGUGCGGGGCCGCACGGCGGCCGUCUGCGAGCGGGGUACGCCGGUGCGGUGCGGACAGGCCAUCCGCCUCACCCACCUGGGCACCGGCCGCAACCUCCACAGCCACCGUUUCGCCUCCCCGCUCUCCGGGAACCAGGAGGUGAGUGCUUUUGGGGAGGACGGCGAGGGCGACUACCUGGACGACUGGACGGUGGUCUGCAGCGGGACCUACUGGGCGCGGGACGGCGAGGUGCGCUUCCAGCACGCCUCCACCGACGUCUUCCUCUCGGUGACGGGGGAGCAGUACGGGCGGCCCAUCCACGGGCAGAAGGAGGUGCACGGCAUGGCUGCCUCCAGCCAGAAUAACUACUGGAAGGUGAUGGAGGGCAUCUUCAUGCAGCCCAGCGAGGUCUUCAAAGCAGAGCUUUACCAUGCUGAGUUGUGAUGGACGGACAGACUGCCGCCGAGCCUCUGGGCGCUGCCGUGCGGUGUUUGGGGCCGCUCGACCAGGGGGAUGGCCCCUGUCCCCACCCGGUCUGACACAUGCCAGGAUGCAGAGCCCCAAAUCCAGCACAAAGCAGGUCCCAAUGUCCUGAACUGGAUGCAAAGCAGAUCCCAGGUGUCCCAAGUCUGACACAAAGCAGAUCCCAACGUCCAGACCUGACCCAAACCAGAUCCUAACGUCCAAGAUCCACCACGAAACAGGUCCCCACAUCCUAAAUAUAACCCAAAGCAGAUCCUCAUGUCCGGACCUGACCCAAAGCGGAGCCCAAUGUCUGAGACCCAGCAUGGAGCCGGUCCCCACAUCCCAAAUCCAGCACAAAGCCGAGCCCAACGUCCAGACCUGACCCAGAGCAGAUUCCUGACCUCCCCAAACCUUCCCUUGUAGCUCCCUCCUCUGUCCCCCCGUCCCCUCUGCCCGAGGACCCCCCGAAGGACUGCUGCCCCCCGGGAGCUGUGUCCCGGUACCGACCCCCGCUGUACCCCAAACUGCUCCCCGUGCCCGGCGGGGGCCUGGGGCCAUAAAAGCGCUGAAUCCUC
Messenger RNA from Gavia stellata (red-throated loon), 1274 nucleotides. RefSeq names its product stromal cell derived factor 2 (gene SDF2). The record is from RefSeq and is a predicted model, not a curated record. The coding region runs from base 1 to 678 and encodes 225 amino acids. The transcript has 3 exons. NCBI's taxonomy places the organism in Eukaryota, Metazoa, Chordata, Aves, Gaviiformes, Gaviidae.